Molecule: messenger RNA, 5011 nt
Organism: Nothobranchius furzeri (turquoise killifish)
Lineage: Eukaryota; Metazoa; Chordata; Actinopteri; Cyprinodontiformes; Nothobranchiidae
Source: RefSeq, a predicted model, not a curated record
CUCCAAGGAAACGGAAGCUGCUCACCCUCUCCACAGCAUCGCCGUUGAUGGUGAUGGGGGUGUGUAUUCCUCUGCACCUCCGGAAGUCCAUUAUCAUCUCCUUUGUCUUUGCGCCGUUGAGGGUGAGACGGUUGUCCUGACACCAGUGGGUCAGGGCGCUGAUCUCCUUGUCAUGGUUUUUUCUCUAUUUAGAUAUUUGACCCACAUACAAGAUAACUCUCAAGAGACCAGGAGAUGUAGUAAAAAAGUUUAUUAGAGGAGAGCGGAGGCAGGGAUGGGCUGGUUCCGGAGCUAGAGAUUGGAUCAAGAGAUUUGGUUGUAGCGGAGCGUGGGAGAGGUGAGCCGGUACCGGGGCUGUGGGUAGAUGUGGAGGUUCGGAGCAGUGAGGCGGGUUGUUGGAGGGUGAACAGGAGACGCACGGGAGGAGAACAGAGCCAGGGAGGAUUCAGCCGUGGUUCAGGAGAUCCGGGAGCUGCAGAGGCUGGUAUGAGACUUCCACACAAAGGUGUAAUCCGGAACGGGUUCUAGGAAUCCUGUGAUGACAGACAGAGGUUUCAGGGAACAGACUAGAAUAAGAUCAGAUAACAGGAACAGAUUCAGGUGGCUGGACGUUACCACUAAGGCAAACAAUCUGGCGCUGAGUGGCUGGUUCACUGGCUCCUUUAUUCCUCCCGUCUAAUUACAUGAUGGGCUGCAGGUGAGCAGGGUGACUCUGCAGCCGAGGUAAUUAGCUGGAUGAAGUCUCCUUAAGAGUCUCCCUAGCCCUCCAACAACCUGUGAAGAAGAAAUAUGAACCCACAAACCCAGUACCUGACACUCCUCCCUGUAGGCCGUCUCAUCAUCGUUGGUGAUGAGACCUACCACUGUGGUGUUGUCCACAAACUUCACAAUGAUGUUGGAGUUUCUUGUGGCCGUGCAGUCGUGGGUGUAGAGUGAGUACAGGAGCGGGCUCAGCGCACACCCCUGCGGAGCACCAGUGUUCAGUGUGACGGGGGAUAAGGUGGUGCUGCCCAGUCUGACCACCUGGCGUCUGUCAGACAGAAAAUUAAGGAUCCAGCUGCAGAGGGAGCUGCUCAGUCCUAGAUCCUGCAGUUUCCUGUACCGCUGGAUUAGUGUUCUUGCUCUGUGAAAUGCUUUCAAGCUGGCAGGCUUGGGCAAAAAAGAAAAACCCAAAAAAACAAUAAUGACUUCACAAAUGCAGCAGGGUUCAGCAUUCAAUGUGCAGAAUGACAUUUCAGAUGAUGCAGAAAUAAAUAGACUUUUACGAUACAUCGUCCUUCCAGUUCUUUGCUGUCUUCUAAGGCUUGAUCAGAUCUUGGUUUUCUCGUUUCAGUUCAGCCUAUGAUGUUGUCUUAAGACAGAAGGUUGCCGUGAAGAAGCUGUCCAGACCUUUUCAGUCUCUCAUCCACAGCCGCCGCUCCUACCGGGAACUUCGGCUUCUGAAGCACAUGAAACAUGAAAAUGUAAUAGGGUUGCUGGAUGUCUUCACACCUGCAGCAACGUUAGAAGCCUUCAACGAACUCUACCUGGUGACCAAUUUGAUGGGUGCAGAUCUUAAUAACAUCGUAAAGUUUCAGAGGUUGUCAGACGAGCAUGUGCAGUUUUUAAUUUAUCAGCUUCUCCGUGGCCUCAAGUACAUCCAUUCAGCCGGACUGAUCCACAGAGAUCUCAAGCCAAGUAAUGUGGCUGUAAAUGAAGACUGUGAGCUGAGGAUUCUUGAUUUUGGACUAGCCAGACAGACGGAUGAUGAAAUGACUGGCUAUGUAGCAACUCGUUGGUAUAGAGCUCCAGAGAUCAUGCUGAACUGGAUGCACUACAACCAGAAUGUUGAUAUUUGGUCAGUGGGGUGCAUUAUGGGAGAACUACUGAAGGGAAAAGUGCUUUUUCCUGGCACGGACUAUAUUGACCAGCUGAAGAGAAUCAUGGAAGUGGUUGGGACUCCAACACCACAGCUGCUAAAGAAGAUCUGCUCAGAACAUGCUCAGAAAUACAUCCAGUCCCUUCCCUUCAUGCCUCCUCAAGACAUGGAAAAGAUCUUUAAAGGAGCAAACCCACUAGCUGUUGAUCUCUUGAAACGCAUGUUGGUUCUGGACUGUGAUGAAAGGAUUUCAGCCAACGAGGCUUUGUCCCACCCCUACUUCUCACAAUACCACGAUCCUGAUGACGAGCCAGAGGCCAUGCCUUAUGACCAGACGCUGGAGAGCAAAGAUCGAACUCUAGAAGAAUGGAAAGAGUUGGUAUUCGAAGAGGUGAAAAGCUUUAAAGCAGCUGGUAGCAAGACUGAGAGCCUUCAGGUGGAGCAGUGAGGAUCUCAAUACUUCUUCUGUCUCAUCUGGAGAAGGACUAUAUACUCUUUUUUCUUCAGUGAGACUGUGGAAAAAGGUGAAAUGACUAUUGUUGGUUACCCAUCACAAAUCAGCUAUAGACCUCAGUGGAUCAGACUCACACAUUCCAAACAAAAUGCACAAAUGAGCGUCUCCGGUGCAGAAAGUUGCUUCCUGUUAUGUUUCCAUUUACCGAAGCUAAAAUAAGGAACCUGUUGAGGAACACAGAGGAUGACGUGACUCAUUCGAGGGAGCAAAGUGAUGUUACUGAACUCUUACCGUUGAGAGAAAUAAAACAAUGCUUUCUGGGAUCUCCAAAGCAAAGGCAGGCAUGCUGAUCCUCUUUCAUCAACACAAUAAACUGUGAUUUCAUGUAUGGAAUUUAUGUUUAAAGGCUGCUUGCAUUUCACCGUUGCAUGAUUUAUGGGCAUAUCAGUGUCACUGCAUAUAACUGGUACUGUAUUGUAAUCACUACUAGUCCAUAUUGCUUCAUUAGUAUUGAAUCCAACUGAGGUUAAAAAGAGAGAGGCAGGAUCUGGUCAGCGCUGCUGCUCUUCCUCUUCUCCUCGCGUUAGUGUAAACACCACCUGUGCUGUUAAUUACCCAUGUAUUUUAAAUAUACCAAAGCUGGAAGAGAGGGACUGCAUUGAGGAUACGAUUUGAUUUCAGACAAUUUAUUUCAUAUACAGAUUGUGUUGAUUGGUGGUUGCCUGUUGGAUGUGGAAUCUCUCUUUUAGGUUUUCACCCAUCCUGGCUGUCUUACAACCCUCGUAGUGAUGAUGAAAAGGAUUUGCCCUCUUAUUGAUUUGUUCUGUCAGCUAUUAAAUGAUGAUUCCAGCUUUCUCCUAUACUAAAAAAAAGGUACAGACCCCUGAACUUAAUAACUAAUUGUAACCCACUUGGCACAACUGCACUCAAACAUUUUUGAUAACUGGUAAUGAGUCUCACUGUGGAGGAUUUUUGGGCUGCUGUACUUGUUUUAAUUCAGCCGUAUUAAUCAGGGGAACAAUUACUUAUUGACAAAAAUCAUGCUGGUUCAGAAAGUUUUGUUCCUUAAUAACUUAAGUCAACUUUUGAAAAUUGUCAUUUUUAUUUACUCAGGUUAUCUUAGUCUGGUAAUGAAAAAUGUGUGCUGAUCUGAAACACAAUGAAAAAAAAAACAAUAAAUCUGCAAGAGGCUAAAUACUUUUUUCCAACACUGUAUAUGUUUACAAUGCUUAAGGAUGCUUAGAGACUGUUUUACAUGUUGAAGUUCUGUCCAGGCAACAUCUGGUUAAAAUACCACCAGCUUUGAGCUGCAUGAAGCCGAUGUUUGGCAGCAACUAUUGAGCUCAUUAGUUUCUGGUUUGCCUGUCUGGUUUGUCCUUCUGUCCCUAAAUGCUUGGCUGUUAUCAACGUGCACAUCGAUUAGUGAUACAAGUAGACCUACUGGCCUUUGGUUCUUUAUCUGGAUUUCUACUUUUCAACAAUGUUGUAAAUCAUUUUUCUCCUAAUGAAGCAAAGCAGCAACCAGUCAUGUGACAUUUGUAUACUGAGCACAAGUUAAGGACAAAUGCAGGCAUGUACACCAAAUGAACCACGCGAUGAGCUGCUACUUCUAAACAAAGGUAGGGUGAUUUUAUUCCUGUUUGGUUUUCCCACAACAUUAUUAUGCUGUUAGACCGCAUCUAUGGUAAUUAAAUACACGUGGCCUUUUACGUAUUUUUCAUGAUGACAUCAUUUAACGACUUUCAAACAACAUGGGCAGCCAUUGGUGACUUUCCUAUCUGGGUAGUUGGCAGAUGCACGGUUAAGUUAUUACACAAAAUAAACUAAUUUAAGCUCUGUAGAAAACACAAACAAGGCUAAUAUGGGAGCUACAUUUUAGCAUUUUUGUUAACCUAGUUAAUCUAGUCAGAUUUACUAACAAAUCUAAAAAAAAUUAACUGAAAGUCACAGCACGAUACUGAAGCUGGAGAGGAAUUUUUAUGAGCUAUUAUGUAAUUUAAAAAGUGUACGUUUUCUAGGUUGAUUGUUUUGCCUAAAUGUCUUUAUAAUGUGAUUUAUUGCUUAUAAUAUUCUACAGAGCUUAAAACUGUUGUUAAAUAAAUACAAAACAAUGAGUUUUGUAAAGAAAUUGAUGCAAGUUAAUAUUAAAUAAGCAUUUUAAUGCAUAAUUUCUAAUUGUCCUAUAAAAACAUCCCCAUCAUCUCAGUAUUUCUUAUAUAACUCAUCUGCUAAAAUUAUUGCUGUCUCACUGAAACUUUUGCACAACUACAUAAACUUUUUGUAAACAAAUUAUCACAGAAAAUAAAACGCAAUCUUGGUAUUUUCUCUGUUUUUCUUUACACUGGAGUUCUGCAAGUAGCUUUUUGUGAAGGAGUUCACGAACACUUGGUGCAAAAUGUUGACUUGACCCGUCUCAGUCCGUGUUGGAGCUCUGAGCGCUCUCCUGUUUUGUGCUUCUCUGAAUGUUGUAUGUGAUGGUUCUGAGUAGCAAAUACUACAUGAAUGUAUAUGUAUACUGUGUGUAUGUUGCAAGUUAGUGGUGAUGUCUGAGUACACGUUGGCAUGUGACUUAACUGUAUAGGUUUGAAAUCACUAAACUGAAUGACCGCCGUUGUUGUGGGAAUGCAGAGGAUUUUUUAAAAACAUGUAUGAAACCUGGCUUUGAUAGAAUAAACACGAUAGAUUAUCUUUGCCUUUAA